AUGAACACUCAAGAAUCUAUUUUCCGCUCUGCGGAUAUGUCUUUAAUCCAAAUCUACGUUGCAGCUGAAAUAGUUCGAGACGUUAUUGCAGCGUUUGGCUCUAUGAGCAACGUUCAGUUCAGAGACUUGAAUAAAAAUAUAAGCUCAUUUCAAAGAAACUAUGUCAACGAAAUUAGAAGAUUUGAUAAUACUCAAAGACAAUUACGUUAUCUAUACAAAAUAAUCAACGAUCAACAUCUAGCAAUAAACUUAAAUUAUCAAUUAAUUGAUAGUAAUAUCAACCUCAACAAUAAUAAUGAAAGCGAAAACAACAACGAAAAUGAAAUUCAAAAUGAAUCUAUAAUUGGAAAUAUUUACGAUCCAAUAGACUUCGAUCCAACAACUCAAAACAAAAUCCAAUAUUCCCCCCCUUUAAAAUCCUCCAAAAUUGAUCAACUUAUUGAACUAAUCUCUCAUUAUGAACUGAAAAUUAAUGAUCUAUCAACUAAUUUGCGAAAUCUAUCUCAAAAGAAAUACAACCUAAUUGAAAAUAGACACGUACUAUUAAUUUCAAAUAAUUUUUUCUCUCGUCAAAGUCAAUUAAACCAAAAUAAUAAUAUCGAUAACAGAUUCUCUAUUGAUAGCUCACAUCAUGAUAAUUCUCCUCUUUUAGUAGAAGAACAAUCAAUUCAUUUGGAUUUUCCUACAAAUCAUAUUCCUAAUAAUGACUCAAAUAUAAUCGAAAACGCUAUAAUAAAUUCAAAUCCAUUACCUGCCAUAGACUUCAUAAUCGGCACUAUAGAAAGAGACAAAAUAGAUAAAGUCCAAACAAUUCUUUGGAGAACUCUUAGAGGUAACUUGUUUUUUAAUCAUAUACCUAUAGAUGAUCCAAUAGUUGAUGAAUCCACAAACGAAAAUAUUCUAAAAGAUGUCUUUAUAAUCUACACUCAUGGUAAAAAUUUGAUCAAUAUUACAAAAAAAGUACUAAUAUCUUUAAACGCCAAAGUUUUCAACAUCAACAAUAAUUACCAAAAUGAUUUUAACGACAAUAAUUAUCAAAAUGACCUAAACACUCUUAAUAGCAAAUUAGAUGAUUUAAAUCAAGUUCUUGAUCAGACUCAACAAACCUUAAACUUGGAAUUAUCCCUAAUAUCUGAUAAAAUCUACUAUUGGUCAAUCUUAAUUAAAAUGGAGAAAUCAAUUUUUAUAACAAUGAAUAAAUUUGAUUUUGAUAAUUCAAGACAUACUCUAAUUGCUGAGGGUUGGGUACCAACUUAUGAUAUCCAAUUACUUAAAAAUGCCCUAAGAGAUAUAACUGAUAGAGCUUCUCUAUCUAACAUGGAUCCAAUAAACACUUCUCAAACUGUCGCAGUGGUAAAUGUUUUAAAAACAAAUAGAACUCCUCCAACUUUUCAUAAAACAAACAAAUUUACACAGGUUUUUCAAAAUUUAUGCGAUUCUUAUGGAAUUGCAACAUAUAGAGAAGUUAACCCUGGAUUGCCAACAAUAGCAACUUUUCCUUUUAUAUUUGCUUUAAUGUUUGGUGAUCUUGGCCACGGUUUUAUAUUAAUGUUAGUCGGUUUAUAUCUUAUUAUAAAUGAAUUGAAAUUUUCAAAAAUUAAAAAAGAUGAUAUGUUUGAUAUGAUAUAUUCUGGUAGAUAUUUAAUUUUUUUAAUGGGUGUUUUUUCAAUGUUCACUGGCUUGGUUUAUAAUGAUAUCUUUUCAAUUCCAAUGACUCUUUUUAAAUCUGGCUGGGAAUGGCCAAAGGAUUUUAAUCCAGGUGAUUCAAUUGAAGCAACACAAAAUCCCAACCAUCCCGUUUAUUUUCUUGGAAUCGAUUCUGCCUGGCAUGGUACUGAUAAUGCUUUACUAUUCUUAAAUUCUUAUAAAAUGAAAUUAUCCAUAUUAAUCGGUUUUAUUCAUAUGCUUUAUUCAUUAUGUUUUUCUUGCGUUAAUUAUAAAUUUUUCAAUUCAAAGAUUGAUUUGAUAGGUAAUUUUAUUCCAAGUAUUUUAUUCAUGUCAAGUAUAUUUGGUUAUCUCUGCAUAACAAUUGUCUAUAAAUGGUGUGUUGACUGGUAUAAAAUUAAUAAGCCUCCACCAAGUCUAUUAAAUAUGCUAAUUAACAUGUUUUUAUCUCCAGGUACAAUUGAUGAAGAAUUGUAUCCUGGUCAGGCUUUUGUUCAAGUUUUCCUAUUGCUUGUUGCAUUAAUAUGUGUUCCUUGGUUAUUGCUAUAUAAACCAAUGGCGUUGAGAAGCAAGCACAACGCCGCUGUUAAUUCCGGCUAUACCUCUUUGCAUGAAGCAGAACUUGAGGAUUUUAGUAACAGAAUACAGGAUAAUAUAAGUGUUAGCAACAGUCAAUUUGUUAUUGUUGAUUAUGAAGAUAACUCGGAUGGAGAAGUAGAUGUGGAUUAUAGAAUUAAUACUGAAAUAACAACCGGUUUAUCGGAAGAAAGUCAGCAAAAAAAUUUUGAUUUUGGUGAUAUAAUGAUUCAUCAAGUUAUUCAUACAAUUGAAUUCUGUUUAAAUUGCGUUUCUCAUACUGCCUCAUACCUUCGUUUAUGGGCUUUAUCAUUGGCUCAUUCACAAUUAUCAACUGUCUUAUGGGGAAUGACUAUAAGCAGUGCAUUCAGUGUUUCUAAAACAAGUUUUGGGACUGUGAUUUUUGCGUUUUUCAUGUUUGCAAUGUGGUUUGUAUUGAGUGUUUGUGUAUUAGUUAUAAUGGAAGGUACUUCAGCAAUGUUACACGCUUUAAGAUUGCAUUGGAUUGAAUCAAUGUCAAAAUUUUUCCAAGGAGAAGGUUACGCUUAUGAACCUUUUUCAUUUAAACAAGUUAUAGAGGAUGGUGAUGAUGAUAUAUAA
Molecule: messenger RNA, 2841 nt
Organism: Ascoidea rubescens DSM 1968
Lineage: Eukaryota; Fungi; Ascomycota; Saccharomycetes; Ascoideales; Ascoideaceae
Product: V-type ATPase subunit a family protein
Exons: 2
Coding region: 1-2841 (946 amino acids)
Biological process (GO): vacuolar acidification; proton transmembrane transport
Cellular component (GO): vacuolar proton-transporting V-type ATPase complex; vacuolar proton-transporting V-type ATPase, V0 domain; fungal-type vacuole membrane
Molecular function (GO): ATPase binding; proton-transporting ATPase activity, rotational mechanism
Source: RefSeq, a predicted model, not a curated record